AUCUAGGACAACAAUUCACUUGAAAACUAAAAGUCUCUCAUAGCUAUUGGAACAGUAUAAUGUCUUCUCAAAGAUCAAGCAGUUUGCCCAUGAUUCAGGUUAACACUCCUGAAAGAGUACCAAGGAACAUCCUUCCUAAAGAGAUCCUCGACCUGCUCAAUGAAGUGAAGCAGAUGAGAGAUGUCACUCAGUCUCUAGUGUGCGACUGCAAUGAACCAGAUUGUCCCUUCCAAGAAGACCACUCCAUUAAUAUCGACCAAGUCGAGUUUGACUUGUUUUCAGACUCUCCCAGAGCAAGACGAAAUGGUGUUUCAAAAAGUGUGCACCCCAGCGGUUUGUUGCUGUCCAGCUCCACAAAAGGAAUUGAGAAAAGACGAGAUGGAACUAUAGUGGAGAGAGAUGGUCCAAGAUCGAUUUCAAGUGAAGACAGUUUAGAAAAGAGACUUAGAAAAUCACACAUGUACAAUAGUAGUCAACAGUUGGGACAACACUUGAGUGUUUCCAGCACAGUGCUCUCAGAUUAUGACGAUUGCCUUGUAGACAGUGAUAAUUUAUUUGGGACUAGCAGUGACGAUGAUUCAACUUUUUCACGGUUUGAGGUAUCAAGGAAACAAAUAAAAAUGCGAAAAAAUGCGACAAAGCACAAGAGACGUGUGACUAUCGUGUGUGGAUCAUGUAACACCUUACCAACACAGAUAAGAAUGGGUUCAGACUCUCGCCGGUUCUCUCAGCACUUACGUAAUGCAGCUAGUCUUCCAUCGUGCGUGUUCUUUGAAGACGAUGAAAUGAGUCUGUCAACUUGUUCGAGUUCAUCGAGUAUCAGCACUUCACAACAUGCUCCCUGUCUUACAAACUUUGCUAGGCAACACAAUGGACUCAUUACAGCAUGACUGCUGCAUAUUUUGUGUGUACAUGUAUGUCUUUGUGUGCUUUGUGUGCUUUUGUGUAUGUGUAAUAAAUCAAUUUGCGUACAACCCCAACAUUCCAAUAACAUACCGCAAAAAUCAA
This is a messenger RNA of Halichondria panicea, 1008 nucleotides long. RefSeq lists its product as uncharacterized. Bases 60 to 890 code for a protein of 276 amino acids. The transcript is spliced from 2 exons. Lineage: Eukaryota; Metazoa; Porifera; Demospongiae; Suberitida; Halichondriidae. The record is from RefSeq and is a predicted model, not a curated record.